GUUUUCUAGAUAUUCUCCUAGAGAAUUCAUAUGCUUGUGACUGACUAUAACUGAGCUCAGAUACAUGAGUAGUGUAAAUAUCACACAAUGCUUGAUUAAAGAAAGUUAAAGAUGCUCUAAAUUUUGCAAAUAUGAAUUUAAAAAUUUUCUAGUUUAGAAAAGAAACAGUACCAAAAUCCAAAUGAUGUAGAUUUGGAUCAGAAGUUCCUAGCUUGUUUCAUCUGUUGCCAGCACUAAUGUCCUCUUACUAGAAGUGAUAUAUGAUGUAUAAGUAUAUAUUUUAAAAUUAAAUUUAGUUUUAUGAGAAGGUUGAAUUUGGGGACAUACUAAUAAGUAGUCUAGGUUGUAACUAAAUAAAGUUUGGGAAAUCACUAGUUUUAGGUGCUUUACGAAAUUAAAGCUGCCAUUGAAGCAUUCAAGCAAGCAACAAGUAGUUGAUUAUUGCUUAUUGAUGAGACUCUAAGAUGGUGCUGUGGAAGAUAUACAAGAAAUAUAAAGACAUCUCUACCUGGAAGGACUUGUUAUCUAGUAGUCAUGGUAAGAAGUAAAUUUAGGAAGCAGCACAAGGUGGGACUUAAGUGAUGAAUGGGUGACAUAAGCUUUAAGAGUUACAAGAGUUCUGAGAAGGGGACUUAGGGUGAACUAGUCAGGAAGGCCUGGGCCUGGACGGAUGUGAGGUUUAAAUAGAUGGGGAAGGGGAAGUUGAGUUCAGACUGGGAGGAUGUGUGGGCAAAAGCACAAAGAUGAGAUUGACUGCAGCUGAGUAGCCUACUUCAGGAGACCGCUCCAAGAAGAGAGGAAAAUUUGUUUUAUGAAUUUUCAGGCGUCCCCAAGGUGGCUGGAAUCCAUCAGAGACUGAAUAGACUGUGAGCACUCUCAGCUGCUUUCUCCCCUUGUCGGAACAGAAGCCAACACACACCAGCUGAAGACAAGGCUUUGGAGGUUUUUAAAGUAGCCUGUGCUUCUUCCUUGGACGGACGGGGACAAGUAAAAUUUUACAAAGUGCUAUCAGAGGCCCUGAGAACACAAACACAUCUGGUUUUCGUUCCCUUGCUGAAUGGCGUUUGCUGGAGCAGCCCACUGAGGGCUCUUUUCCUCAGGAUUCUGUACUUAUAACAAGGAAAUCAGCCUGGAAAGAUGCUGAGUUCUAUCAAGUGUGUGCUGGUGGGAGACUCUGCUGUUGGCAAAACCUCUCUGUUGGUGCGCUUCACCUCAGAGACCUUCCCAGAGGCCUACAAGCCCACAGUGUAUGAGAACACAGGAGUGGACGUCUUCAUGGAUGGCAUCCAGAUCAGCCUGGGCCUCUGGGACACAGCCGGCAAUGAUGCUUUCAGAAGCAUACGCCCUCUGUCCUACCAGCAGGCAGAUGUGGUGCUGAUGUGCUACUCAGUGGCCAACCAUAACUCUUUCCAGAACUUGAAGAACAAGUGGAUUGGUGAAAUCAGGAGCAACUUGCCCUGUACCCCUGUGCUGGUGGUAGCCACCCAGACUGACCAGCGAGAGAUGGGGCCCCACCGGGCCUCCUGCAUCAAUGCCAUAGACGGAAAGAAACUGGCCCAGGAUGUGAGAGCAAAGGGCUACCUGGAGUGUUCAGCCCUCAGCAACCGGGGAGUGCAGCAGGUAUUUGAGUGUGCUGUCCGAACUGCCGUCAACCAAGCCAGGAGGCGCAACAGAAGGAGGUUCUUCUCCAUCAAUGAGUGCAAGAUCUUCUAAACCCCAGACAGACCCAACACUCAUUUACUCACCCAGAGACUAAUGGGUAAAGAGAGAGUAGGCAAACCUGGAAGAGUUGAUACUCUUUCUGUAUACAUCUUGAGCAGUGUUUCCUCUUGGGCACAGUUGUUGAUGAGACUCGGCCUCUGAAUAAAUUCUACAAAAAUCAACUCCUUGCCCAGUCCAAUAAAAAAUUCCAUGGUAAGCUGUAAUGAUUAUUUCAUUUUUAUUAAAAAAAAUUAAAAUGAAGGUCGCCCAUGUCCCUUUAAUUUUAGACAAUGAAAUGAAUUUUGCAAAGAACUUCAUAUUUAAAGACACAUUUUAUUUAAAUAUUAACAAAGUGCAUAGCUCUUGUAUAUAAUUAGGUUUGGAAAGUCUUUUCCUAUGUGCUUACAAACACAAAUUCCUGAUGAGUAAAAUGACCUUAUGGGGCUCUGCCACAUGUUUAUAGCGUUAUUAUUGUCUCCUGAAUUGCUAGUAAUUUUAUCGAAACCACUUGUCUGGAUUUUACUAGGUAAUCAAAUUUUUAAAAUACCAUAAACUGAUCCUUUUGGUUAAUUUUCCAUCUACCUAUCUUAUUUAAAGCUGUAAAUAAAAAUAUAAUUCAAUAACAUAUUUUAUUACUGCCUGAUGAUUUGCAUAUAUGUAUAUCAUUAGGCAGUAUUAAAAAUGUUAUUGAAUUAUAUUUUUAAUACUGUCUAAUGAUUUAAAUUUAAAUCGGAAUCCCUAUGGCUGCUAACCAAAAGAUUGGCAGUUCGAAUCCACCAGCAGCUCCUUGGAAACACAAUGGGGCAGUUCUACUCUGUCCUAUAGGGUCGCUAUGAGUCGGCAUUGACUCGACUGCAACAAAUUUUUGGGAUGAUUUGAAAAUUAUCACCUAUAUUUCUCUAUAAUUAUAAAAAUCUUUUAAAAAAUUUACUGUAUUACCUUUCACCCAAAGAACUCCAAUUAUACACUAAAUAGACCUAUCUCACUCACCAAGAAAGACUGAAAGAAAACCUUUCAGGUGGCGAAUCAGAUUGCUCCAAGUAAUAGCCGUAGAACCUGGGACAGAACCCAGGAAGCCCAUGUUCAUGUCAGGAACUACUGCACUUUGCUCGUUUCCUCUGCCACUGUGGUUCCUAUCUGGCUGCAGGUCUAGUGAAAGAGAGCAGACUCAAAGUUCCGUGUGACAGUAAUUUAGCAAACUCUUUCUCGUUUGAGCUCUAAAUUCAGCUGGCACGCAACAGAAUUUAUUAAUUUUAGUAUCUAAACAGAAUAAUUAAGGUUUCUAAUAUAUGUAUAUGUAAGGGGGGAAAAGGUGGAAUUUUUAGCUUUUACUACUUCAUGAAUAUGGAGCACCUGAGUGAAAAGUCACAAAUUAGUGGGAUGGAAUACAGACACAAGGAACAGGAAAGCUGUGUAGCAGUUGCUCAGAUACUCGAUAAAAAGCUAUCAGGGAAAUACUGGAUAAAUAGGGACAUACACACACACACACACACACAGACACCAAGCCCUGCUCUAUCUAAUAGCUUAAAAGCAAUGCUCCUGCUAAUCUGUUAAAGUUGGAACACAAGUUUGUGUAAUUUGAGGAAGAAUUUGUGAAGGCUGGCACACAGAUGAAUCAUUUGCUGCUGUAAUCAAAUAAAACUCACAACCCUUCUGAAUCACAUUUGUUAAAAUAGUUAUGAUGCAUGGCCAUUACACCCAAUGGUAAGGAAGCUGGCGUUAAUGACUAUGAUUAGAAUUAUGUAUGACAUCACCAAACCAAUUUUUCAGUUUCUCUGUAUGGUUAAUUCUUUAUAGCUAUAAUUACUGUCAAAAAUCAACAUUGUGUUCCUCUUCCACAUAGCUUUCUCCUUCUUCUCUCAUCUCAUCCACAUCCAGUAAAAAGCCAGGGAACUGGAUCUCAGUCUCCAUGGCUGAUGUCCCCUCAAUUCCUUGGGACUGACAUGUCUGUCUUCACCAUGACAUCUUUACACCUCCAGUCCUGUGGCUUGUCCUUGACCCUAUGUCACCCAUGUCCCUGUACUUAAGAGUACCUAUAUCCAGCUCUCUGCACUGGGUCUUCUGAGCAUUGGAGAGCUUAAAGUCUGACCAGGCAGGGGCGGAGGUGGGCAGCCCAUAUCCCCUGGUAUCCCUGCUGAUCCUUCUCCCUCUCCCUAUCACAAAAACAUUCAACUAACUAAUGCAGAGUUUCCUUCAGGGCCAAGUUUGUGGGGAGUGAGAGGGCUAUUUAAUAUUUAAUAUGUUAGUAAGAAUGAAUUUCUAGUCACUAAAAUUGGCUGCCCCCAAAGCUUUUCUUUCCUUCUUGUUGAAGGGAGAUGGGAGGAGGGGGUGUCUGAAGGUGGGAAGGAACCAGGUACCAGAUUCUAACUGGGAGAGGAGGAGAUGUUUCUAUGGUGGAAGGGGAGGAGCUGAAGGGAAAGCAGAGAGGACAAAAUCAAACAAUACAGACUCCAUGGCUUUGUCAUUACCUGGGCAAGGACACACAAGAUGAGACCUCUGCCUCUUGGCAGGAGCCAAGCUUAAAGAUUUCCUCUAGGAACCGUCACACCUCAGAGCAGGGAAUUUUUGUGUAAACCCUCCCCAGUGAUAGGACCUGGAGGAAAUUAAGGUUAAUCAGCAUCUUUCUUUCUUACUAGACCAGAUCCUUGAAGACAUAAAAAAACAAAAACAAAAAACAAUACUGAGUUGCCAUCAAGUCAACUUCAGCUCAUGAGGACUCCAUAUGUGUCAGAGUAGAACUGUGCUCCAUAGGGUUUUCAGUUUUGGGAAGUAGAUAGCCAGGCCUUUCUUAGUUGCCUCUGGGUGGACUCAAACUACCAAGCCAAACUUACUAACUUUUGCACACCCAGGGAGUCCUCUUGAUGGCAUUCAUCUCAGUGUCUCAGGGCUUAGCACUGGGAAGGGAUAGGAGCUGAACAAAAGUCUGUUGAACUAAACUGAAGAGAAAAAGACAGGAAUUGUGCGGCUGUGCCACCUAAGUGGUUAUGGGAAAGAAACAGAUUCUAGCCAACCUCGCAGGAGUGAAAUUAGGUCAUUUGGUGGAAUCCAUGUAAUCACUGUGGUUUAGAAGUGUGUUCUACAUGCAUGUAUAUUUAUUUUUGUCUGCCUAGACUCAGGCAUAUUCUUAUACUUCAAAAGUCUUGGUACCUUUUUGUGGACUAUAUUAUAUGUCGAUUCUUUUUUUUUCCCAAGGGAGUAAUUUAUUUAACAAUGAGCAAUCCAAAUAAUGUUCUGGUUCGUGCUUUUUUUCUUAAUAAAACAAAUACUUUUCUAAUAAAUUUGCAUGGAUAUAUUGUGCAAUUAGUAAAAAUAACCCAUAUAUAAAAAUUCUAGACCAUCCAUUCAAGUAAUGGAUCAUAAAAGUCUUUCACUGAAUUUUAAAGACAUUCAUCUGUAAUUUCUCCUUAAGCCCAAGUUUGGCGGUUAAAGUGGCUGAAGCACUGAGGUUUCUUAUUUCAAAUACGAUUUUUUUUUUUUUGGCCAGUACACAUAUUGUUUUAUGACAUUGGUUAACA
Molecule: messenger RNA, 5216 nt
Organism: Trichechus manatus latirostris (Florida manatee)
Lineage: Eukaryota; Metazoa; Chordata; Mammalia; Sirenia; Trichechidae
Gene: RHOH
Product: ras homolog family member H
Exons: 3
Coding region: 1138-1713 (191 amino acids)
Biological process (GO): cortical cytoskeleton organization; engulfment of apoptotic cell; regulation of actin cytoskeleton organization
Cellular component (GO): cell projection; cytoplasmic vesicle; cytoskeleton
Molecular function (GO): GTPase activity; GTP binding; protein kinase binding
Source: RefSeq, a predicted model, not a curated record